GAAACCACCUGUUCAUGCCUAUGGUAUUUGUAUUCUGUCUCCUAUCACCUCUCGUUCAAGCUCAAGAGAAUUCGGACGAUUAUACUGACUUGAGACAGCUCGAGAAGAACCUCGCGGUUUCAAAGCAGAGAAACAACAUUCAGUGGUUACCGAAUUACAACUGGAAACCGCCCGAGCAUUAUGGCCUGAGGAAAGAAUCGACGGAGAAAAAAGCAGAGAUGGAAUUUACAAAACCCGAGAAUCCGGAACAAAGGAUAGCGGAUCCAUGGAUAAAGAAAAUGCAAGAGAUAAGCCGACGGAAGAGAGAAAAAUGGGUACCAUACAAAAGAAACGAGAACGAAAAACUCGCCCUCGACAAUGUCGAAGAAACUACGAGAGCGAACAAACUUACGGACGAUGAAUCGAUCACGCAGCUUCAUCCUACUAUUCUGAUGACACUCGCACAAUCUUCAAUCAGUCAAGACAAUGCAAGCGCGAAAGAUCUCCACGAUUCGUCCUUGUUACAAUCUACCCGUACAAAUAUCGAUGGAUCAAAUAGAAUCGAUCCAGGGAACAUAGAGAAUCCGUCUACAGAAAUUAUUCAAAGGAGGCACGUUAUGCCUUACCAUUCACGAUAUAAGGACUACGAAAUAUCUGAAAUAAUAGAAGUUCUAACUGACUCAGAUACUACAACUGUAGCGAAUAACGCGAGAAGCGAACUUGAGGAGGAUCGCUCGCUCAUCUCCGAAAUAAAUUCGCAUUCUGAAGAAUCGAUCUCACAAGAAUCGAUCUCACAAGAAUCGAAAACUGACCAUAGUUCUGAUAAUACGCGUAGAAAUAUCAAGAAAUCUUCAAACAGCGAUGAAAAUUUAAAUUCUAAGAGUAAUUCUGAAAAAGCUCGUGUGAAGGAAUAUCCCGGACAACCCAAUUUCUCUCGAAAUGAUAAAGAGAAAAGCAGCAAGGGCAGUAAGAGGCAUGAUGAGAAGAUCGUAACGACGAAACCAUUGACGCGGAAGAGCAAGGAGAAGAGGGAUGAUGCGGGGGAGAAGAACAUGACAGGGAGACCGCUAAAUCAUGGAAGAUCGUCUAGUAGAUGGGGUAUGAGCAUUUUGUCGCCUCCUACGGAAUUUCUAGAGAAUAAAUUUCGACCGCUGCACCAGAAAAAUAAGGAGCAUACCAAAGGCAAGAAAGACAGAGGGCACGAUUUGGUUGGUCGAUCAGGCACGAGUGUCACCUCACUUGCGAAGGAAUUCCUCGAUGAUACCUUGAUGCAUCGAACAUAUGGAGCUAAAUCCUUGUCCGUGAAACCGGGUUCAAGACCGAGCCAAAUCAAAGGAUCUUCCCAUCAUCAAUCAUUAGCUAACCCAAGUCAUCAGAAUUCGCAAGCGGACUCAACGCAGCAAUUAAUGAUUGACAAUAAUAAGGAAUUAAUUGGGACUUUGUACGAAAAAAUUCCAACAAACAAUUUUUAUCCUUCUCGAUAUCUGAAGCUCAAUUGGAACAAUUAUAGACCAUGUAUUGAUCUUAACAAUCGCUUGCUUCUAAGAAAUCUAAAAUUUUUAACUCAAGCUUUGCAGUCGUAUAUUGAACAGAAUAUGUAG
This is a messenger RNA of Cataglyphis hispanica, 1580 nucleotides long. RefSeq lists its product as uncharacterized. The record is from RefSeq and is a predicted model, not a curated record. The transcript is spliced from 4 exons. The coding region runs from base 15 to 1580 and encodes 521 amino acids. Lineage: Eukaryota; Metazoa; Arthropoda; Insecta; Hymenoptera; Formicidae.